Molecule: messenger RNA, 1317 nt
Organism: Chrysoperla carnea
Lineage: Eukaryota; Metazoa; Arthropoda; Insecta; Neuroptera; Chrysopidae
Product: glutaryl-CoA dehydrogenase, mitochondrial
Exons: 2
Coding region: 19-1284 (421 amino acids)
Biological process (GO): fatty acid beta-oxidation using acyl-CoA dehydrogenase; fatty-acyl-CoA biosynthetic process
Cellular component (GO): mitochondrial inner membrane
Molecular function (GO): glutaryl-CoA dehydrogenase activity; fatty-acyl-CoA binding; flavin adenine dinucleotide binding
Source: RefSeq, a predicted model, not a curated record
GAAUAACAAAUUAACAAAAUGGCAAAUUUAUUUUUACGAAAUUCACAAAAAUUAUUAGAAAAUUGUAUAAAAUUAACAUCGACGCGUAGUGCUUCCACAAAAGUAUCGUUUAACUAUCAAGAUCCAUUUAAUUUAGAAUCACAAUUAACCGACGAAGAGAAAAUUAUACGCGAUUCGGUACGAACAUAUUGUCAGGAGAAAUUAUAUCCAAGAGUAUUAUUAGCACAUCGUAAUGAAGUAUUCGAUAAUAAAUUAAUACCGGAAUUAGGUGAAUUAGGUGCACUGGGAUGUACAAUCAAAGGGUAUGGAUGUUCAGGUGUUUCUUCGGUGGCGUAUGGUUUAAUUGCACAUGAAAUUGAGAGGAUUGAUAGCAGUUAUCGAUCUACGUAUAGUGUACAAUCGUCAUUGGUUAUGGGUGGUAUACAUGAUUUUGGAUCAAAUGAACAAAAAGAGAAAUUUUUACCUUUACUUGGAAAAGGUAAACUUGUGGGCGCCUAUGGAUUAACAGAACCAAAUCAUGGUAGUGACGCAGGUGGAAUGGAAACACGAGCAAAAUAUUCCCCAGAUAAAAAAACCUACAUACUAAACGGUAGUAAAACAUGGAUAAGUCAUGCUCCCGUAGCCGAUGUCUUCCUAAUUUGGGCGAAAUGUGAAGAUGAUAAAGUACGUGGUUUUCUAGUCGAACGUAACAAACAUAAAGGCACCUUAAAUACACCAAAAAUUGAAGGAAAAUUUUCGUUACGUGCCUCAUGUACCGGUAUGAUACAAAUGGAUAAUGUUGAAAUACCUGAAGAAAAUUUAUUACCCAAUGUAGUGGGAAUGCGAGGACCGUUUUCAUGUUUAAACAAUGCACGAUUUGGUAUUGCAUGGGGUACAAUGGGAGCGGCUACAAGUUGUUUAGAAAUUGCACGACAAUAUGCUUUGGAUCGAUAUCAAUUUAAAAAACCGCUUGCAUCGUAUCAAUUAAUACAAAAGAAAUUAGCUGAUAUGUGUAGUGAAAUUGCGUUGGGAUUGAAUGCUUGCUUGACCGUGAGUCGAUUGAAAGAUAAAGAUAUGGUCGCACCGGAGAUGAUAUCAAUUUUGAAACGGAAUAAUGCUGGCAAAGCGUUAGAUAUUGCACGUACUGCUCGUGAUAUGUUAGGUGGUAAUGGAAUUUCCGAUGAGUAUCAUGUUAUUCGACAUGUUCUGAACUUAGAAGCUGUUAACACGUAUGAAGGAACACAUGAUAUUCAUGCUUUAAUUUUAGGUAAAGCUAUUACUGGUAUUCCUGCAUUUACAGGUUGAUUAAUUAAGAUUUUUUUGUUAAUUUUUGUAAAU